Molecule: messenger RNA, 3174 nt
Organism: Lycium ferocissimum
Lineage: Eukaryota; Viridiplantae; Streptophyta; Magnoliopsida; Solanales; Solanaceae
Product: DNA mismatch repair protein PMS1
Exons: 11
Coding region: 39-3038 (999 amino acids)
Biological process (GO): mismatch repair
Cellular component (GO): MutLalpha complex
Molecular function (GO): ATP hydrolysis activity; mismatched DNA binding; ATP binding
Source: RefSeq, a predicted model, not a curated record
UUACCGCCAUUUGCCCCUAAAAGUUGAGCGCCAUUGAAAUGGACGGAGCAGCAACCUCAGCUUCACCGUCGACUAUAAAGGCGAUAAACAAGGGAGUAGUGCAUAGAAUUUGUGCCGGUCAAGUUAUUCUCGACCUUCCCUCAGCCGUCAAGGAAUUAGUUGAGAACAGCUUGGAUGCUGGCGCCACUAGCAUUGAAGUUUCGCUCAAAGACUAUGGCGCUGAAUCCUUCCAGGUCAUCGAUAAUGGUUGUGGCAUUUCACCGAACAACUUCAAGGUACUGGCGCUAAAACAUCAUACCUCAAAACUAUCAGAUAUUCCUGAUCUUCAGUCAUUAGCGACUUUUGGAUUUAGAGGGGAGGCAUUGAGUUCACUUUGUGCGUUAGGGGAUUUAACGGUUGAAACAAGAACGAAGAAUGAGCAAAUUGCGACACACUUGACUUUUGAUCAUUCAGGCCUUCUGAUAGCUGAAAGGAACACGGCUCGCCAAGUUGGUACCACUGUCACUGUUAAGAAGUUGUUCUCCACUUUACCAGUGCGAAGUAAAGAGUUUCACCGCAACAUCCGAAAGGAAUAUGGAAAGCUUAUCACACUGCUGAAUGCGUAUGCUCUUAUUUCUAAGGGAGUCAGACUAGUUUGCACCAACUCAGCUCUCAAAAAUGCAAAAUCUGUAGUUUUGAAGACUCAGGGAAGUGGAUCUCUGAAAGAUAACAUUAUAACAGUAUUUGGUAUGAGUACCUUUACUUGUCUGGUGCCUCUCAAAGUAUGUAUGUCUGAUGGUUGCACUGUUGAAGGAUUCAUUUCCAAGUCUGGCUAUGGUAGUGGACGCAACUUAGGAGAUCGACAAUACUUUUUUGUGAAUGGACGGCCGGUAGAUAUGCCAAAAAUUGGCAAGCUUGUCAAUGAGUUGUAUAGAGGUGCAAACUCUCGGCAAUAUCCCAUUGCAAUCAUGAACAUUGUGAUCCCACCAAGUGCAUUUGAUGUCAAUGUAACUCCUGAUAAAAGAAAAAUAUUUUUGUCUGAAGAAGGCUCCAUAUUGCACUCUUUGAGAGAAGCUUUAGAAAAGAUAUACUCUUCUAAUUGUGCUAGUUAUGCUGUUAAUAGUCUCCAAGAGGUUGAAGAAAAGCAUACAUCCAAUCCUUCCCAACUUGAGGCCUUUCAGUUUCAAUCCAAGCAAUUAUUGUCAGAUAGCGCUGAUACUCAGGAAGGUGACUAUGUUGGAGAACUACAUGAAGAAGGUCAUUUUCUCAAAAAAUCUCGAAAGGAAUUAAAAGAUACAUCUGUCACGGAGGUGCUGCUAAAUGAUGGAAACAGGUCAACAGAGAAAGACUUCAGUCUUCGAUUCCAUGGAAAGAAGAAAGACAAUAACAGUUCCAGAAGUCCCUGGAAGGAAGUCGGAGGUCUGACUACUGCUAUAACCGACAGACAUGCACUCACCCCGGGCUCAAAAGAUAAAAGCUGUAUCGAUACUGCACGUUGUGUCGAUCGUGCAAGCAUUGUCCAGUCAUCACUCACCAAGUUUAUUACGGUAAAUAAGAGAAAGCACGAGAGUAUGAGUACCACAUUAUCUGAGGUACCUCUCCUGAGAAAUGGAUCGACUGUGUGUCCAUCAGGAGAAGACAAUUCUUUGAAGGAUGCCACAUCCUUAAGAUCUCCGGAUAAUCCAGUUAAGGCUGAUAAGUGUGAUGAAGUGACCAUUAAUGAGUCUGGAUCUUCCAAGUUCUCAAAGAUAGAUAACUUUCUUCAUCAAAUGAAGCACUCGAGAAAUGGAUUGACUGUGUGUCCAUCAGGAGAAGACAAUUCUUUGAAGGAUACCACAUCCUUAAGAUCUCCAGGUAAUCCAGUUAAGGCUGAUAAGUGUGAUGAAGUGACCAUAAAUGAGUCUGGAUCUUCCAAGUUCUCAAAGAUAGAUAGAUUUCUUCAGCAAAUGAAGCACUCAAGAAUGGCUACAGUCCUUGAUCAAACAAAUAAUUUAUCUCCACCUGGAAAUAGUAUACAAAAUGGAAAAUCUGAGGAGGAGCAUGAGGUUCAAAUGAAUGAAUUAUGUGUAACUGAACCAGUGCCUCUUGAUUCUACUUGCAACAACAUCCAUGAUGUAUCAGAAAAUAUGGUAGAUGCUGCUUCUUCUGAACAGCCUGUUAGUCUGACUCUGGAUGCUCCUAAGGCUUCAUCUAAUAGAGAGAUUGUUUCGACAUUGCAAUUUAGUGUGAAAGAACUUAUAUCAAGAAGGAAGCAGAGACUGUCAAGAUUGCAACUCCUUAAUCGUACAUCUCAAAGAAUGAAAACAAAGAGGGAUUUUGCUGCAGCAACCCUGGAGCUCUCCGAAUCAGAAAAUGAAGAGGCCAAGGCAAGGGCAUUGAUUGCUGCUACCAAUGAGUUGGAGAGACUUUUCAAGAAAGAAGAUUUUACUAAAAUGAAGGUGAUUGGGCAAUUCAAUCUUGGAUUCAUUAUAGGCAGGUUGGAUCAAGACCUUUUUAUUGUUGAUCAGCAUGCCGCAGACGAGAAGUAUAAUUUUGAGCGUCUGUCGCAAUCAACUAUCUUGAAUCAGCAACCUUUACUUCGGCCCUUGAAGAUGGAGUUAUCUCCUGAAGAAGAAAUAGUUAUUUCCAUCCACAAUGAUACAUUCAGGAGAAAUGGAUUUCUAUUGGAGGAGGAUCUGUGCGCUCCUCCAGGGCAUCGUUUUAAGCUAAAAGCAGUCCCCUUCAGCAAAAAUAUAACCUUUGGAAUUGCAGAUGUGAAAGAUCUCAUUUCCAUUCUUGCUGAUAGUGAGGAAGAAUGUUCCAUGAUGGGUACUUAUAGGAAUGAUAAAGCCGAUUCAUUAUGUCCUCCUAGAGUUCGUGCAAUGUUUGCAUCGCGUGCCUGCAAAUCUUCUAUCGUUAUUGGAGAUCCACUUGGGAGAAAUGAGAUGCAAAAGAUACUUGAUAAUCUAUCACGCCUCAAGUCUCCAUGGAAUUGUCCACAUGGUAGACCGACAAUGCGUCACUUGGUUGAUCUGAGGACUGUACAUAGAAGAUUAGAAGCAGAUGAGACCACCUUAUAAACUCCAGUUGGUAACAUCGCCUAGCGAAGCAGGGACUUCUUUCUGUAAAUUAUUGGACACCUGUAAAUUGAGACAUUUUGCAUAUGGAAAUAGAAUUUAUCUAAAUGACGAGGAGUUUGAGUAUACAGAAAGCGGU